Messenger RNA from Metarhizium album ARSEF 1941, 1542 nucleotides. Its product is annotated as Ribonuclease H-like protein. Gene Ontology annotation, cellular component: cytoplasm; nucleus. Gene Ontology annotation, biological process: nucleobase-containing compound metabolic process. Gene Ontology annotation, molecular function: nucleic acid binding; 3'-5' exonuclease activity. NCBI's taxonomy places the organism in Eukaryota, Fungi, Ascomycota, Sordariomycetes, Hypocreales, Clavicipitaceae. The transcript is spliced from 2 exons. The record is from RefSeq and is a predicted model, not a curated record. The coding region runs from base 1 to 1542 and encodes 513 amino acids.
AUGUAUCCGCCACUGGAUAUGUCUCGCUUCAUGCAGACGACGAGUGAGGGCAACGACAUUGAUAGUGAUCCCAGGAGCGAAUCUUUUCACAUCGGCGCCAAUGCUGUGAUGAGACCAGACUCGGUUGCCCCUGCAAUAACGCGUCAUGUUGCCAUCACCCAACAGAGGAGCACUUCAGCGCCGACAAGCUCUCAGACAUCAUCUCACCCUCUCACAGCCACUACCAAUCAAGAUCAUAAAACAUCAUCAGACACAAAAACUUCCAAACUCAAUUCUGGAAGCGACCCGGGAGUCGUUCAGCCACCGUCGACACCACUGAGCUUCAACAUGUCCCCGUCCCUCUUCCACGCAGCCCGCGCCGCCAAACAAGGCUCCUCGGAAUCAUUCUGGUCACACGCAAUGUAUCAGCGCACCAGCGACGAGGGAGUCAUUGAAAAAGUAAAAGUACACUAUUGCACCAGCAAACACACCACGGAGGAGGUCUGCAGGAAGCACUUCUUCGGAGAGACAGUCCUCGGCUUCGACCUCGAGUGGCUGCCCUACGCGACCCGCAACGACGGGCCGCGAGAAAACGUAUCUCUCAUCCAAAUUGCGACUACAAGCCGUAUCGGCCUCUUCCACGUCGCCAGGUUCGGGCCAGACGAGGACCUCGUCCCCCCUGCCUUGCGCACAAUCAUGGAGGACGCCAACGUGAGCAAAGUUGGCGUCCACAUCAAAGGCGACUGCACCCGAAUGAAGAACUACCUCGGCGUCCAGGUUCGGGGGAUUUUUGAACUCAGCCACCUGUACAAACAGGUCAAGUACACCGCGGCCAAGACGCCCAAGCUUGUCAACAAGGUGCCGGUCUCGCUGUCAACCCAGGUUCACGAAGUUCUCAAGUUGCCGCUGUUCAAAGGCGACGUGGUACGGUCAAGUAACUGGAUGAAGCGCUUGGAUUACCAGCAGAUUUUAUAUUCUGCAUCAGAUGCCUAUGCCGGCAUACAAUUAUACCACGUCCUCGAAACGAAUCGCAAGGGACUGGACCCGUGCCCCCCAAGACCUCACCACGUGGAGGUAGGUCUUCCGAUUCCGACCUUAGGGCCAGAAUCAGAGCCAGACGAGCAAGGAGGAAAUCCGGUAUUAUUAGACCGCUCCUCCGCCUCAAAACUUGAAGCUGAGCUGCGGAAUCCCCCCUCCACCCCUCCUCAGCCUCCACUACGAGAUGCUCGCAUCCUCGCGGCCGAGAAAAGGGCUGCUGAGUACCGCACAUCCAAGACUUCGGCCGUCUCAGCGGCGCCGGCCUCUCUAAGGGCGUACUUUGUCUGGCACAGCAACGCAGACCUCAAUCCCGAAGCUAUUGCUCGGCUCCUGAGGGAUCCACCGCUGAAAACAAACACUGUAGUGUCGUAUAUUCUUGACGCGAUUGUUAGCGAAACAAUGGCCUAUGACAAGCGAAGAUUAAAAUCUGAGGUGUUGUCCUUGUUAGAUCAGAGUGUUAUGAAAGCGGGGAGUAGAUAUGGUGCUCUGAUGACGUGUUGCGAGAGGCGUGAUGACGCAGCAUAA